Molecule: messenger RNA, 1212 nt
Organism: Harmonia axyridis
Lineage: Eukaryota; Metazoa; Arthropoda; Insecta; Coleoptera; Coccinellidae
Product: zinc finger MYM-type protein 1-like
Exons: 1
Coding region: 1-1212 (403 amino acids)
Source: RefSeq, a predicted model, not a curated record
AUGUCUUCUCGGGCUUCUGAGCAGCUGUCUUCUGAAAGAAAGAGACAAGAAAAUCGAAAGAAAUUAAUCCCAAUCGUGAGAGGACUAUUUUUUUGCGGUAAACAAGGUAUACCCUUAAGAGGAAAAACUGAUUCGGGACGUAUCGAUAUCACACCAGAUUCUGAACAACCACUUCAGAAUGACGAUAAUUUUCGAGCACUGUUGCGUUACGCAGCUGAAUCUGGAGAUAAAGAUCUUUCGGAGCAUUUGGCCACUUCUCGAAGGAAUGCUUUUCAUACAAGUCCCCAGAUCCAAAAUGAAAUAAUUGGAAUAUGUGGUGAAAUUAUUCAACAUAAGAUAAUAAAUGGAGUGAAGGAAGCUAAAUUUUUUGCUAUUCUUGCUGACGAGACGACUGACAUUGGUCGAAUGGAGCAAGUUUCGCUGUGCUUGAGAUAUGUUGAUGCAAAAGAUGUUAAACAUCAUAAAGUUAAGGAGAUGUUCCUUGAGUUCAUUCCAACUGUUGACAUGACAGGAUCCGGCCUUGCCAAUCUCAUAAUAACAGCUCUUAAAAAUCAUGGACUUGAAUGUUGUCAUAUGGUUGGUCAAGGUUAUGAUGGUGCUGCAGCUAUGAGUGGAUAUUUGCAGGGUGCCCAGGCCUACAUUCGUCAAGAAUGCCCCCUUGCUCUUUAUGUACAUUGUAGUGCUCACUCACUCAAUCUUUCUAUUGCCGAUUCAUGCUCAGAAAAAGAUGUGAGAAAUUGCAUUGGAAUCGUGCAGUCUGUUGGUUCGUACUUCAGACAUUCUGCUCAACGCACUGCCAUUUUGAAAGACAAAAUUCGGGAGCUCAUGCCGACAGAUCAUCAAAAAAGCUUAUUAGCAAUGUGCGAAACACGGUGGGUUUACAAGCAUGAAGCUGUAAUCAGAUUCAUGGAAAUUUGUUCAGCGAUUGUGAAUGCUCUAGAGGAACUACAAUCUAGCCGUAAUAAAGAAACCGCGGAACAAACUCUUCAAAUGGUCAACACACUCAGAUCUUCGAAUUUUUUUAUGUGCCUGGUGAUUAUUCAGAAAGUCAUGAGUUAUACAUUGCCAUUAUCGAAACAACUACAAUCAUCUAACACGGACCUCAUAACAGCAUUGAACCAUGUAGAUAAUAUAAUUAACGCAUUGCAACUUUUAAGAAGGAACGUUGACAAAGAGUUCCUCCAUCUUUAUGAAGCAGUAAGUGUUGCUUGA